This is a messenger RNA of Salpingoeca rosetta, 852 nucleotides long. Its product is annotated as clathrin-associated protein 17. The transcript is spliced from 6 exons. The record is from RefSeq and is a predicted model, not a curated record. Lineage: Eukaryota; Choanoflagellata; Craspedida; Salpingoecidae. Gene Ontology annotation, biological process: protein transport; clathrin-dependent endocytosis. The coding region runs from base 77 to 505 and encodes 142 amino acids. Gene Ontology annotation, cellular component: AP-2 adaptor complex; intracellular membrane-bounded organelle. Gene Ontology annotation, molecular function: clathrin-cargo adaptor activity.
CUCAGGCUUUUGCCUUGUUGUCGCUCUCUCCAACACAAACGGACCACACUUUCCCAACACACCAAACCCACCAACCAUGAUUCGCUUCUUCUUGAUUCAAAAUCGGGCGGGCAAAACCCGUCUGGCAAAAUGGUACAUGCCUUUUGAGGACGAUGAGAAGCAGAAGUUGAUUGAGGAGGUGCACGCUCUUGUCUCCGUUCGUGGCUCCCAACACACAAACUUUGUCGAGUUUCGCACAUUCAAGAUUGUGUACAGACGAUAUGCCGGCCUGUUCUUCUGCUUGUGCGUGGACAUCAACGACAACAACCUUGCGUACAUGGAGGCCAUCCACAACUUUGUCGAGAUUCUCAACCAGUUUUUCACAAACGUGUGCGAGCUGGAUCUCCUGUUCAACUUUUACAAAGUGUAUGCGUUGGUGGACGAGAUGUUCUUAGCGGGUGAAAUCCAAGAAACCAGCCCCGCAAAGGUGUUGAAACGGCUGGAGAUCCUCACCACCAUGGAUUGAUCAAGCCAUGCCGCAUUUGUUGCGGGCACGACGUGUUGUGCUGUCAUCAAGCGUCCCCGGCUUCUGUUCUCAUAGUUUGAUCCACCGUUUGCUGCUGUUACCCCGUGCGCUGAUCCUUACCGCCGAUGGCUGAUGACAUCAUGUGCAUCACAAAGCCAACCCAUUCCGCGACACCUCUCCUCCUCUCUUCCGUUCUCCCCUCCCCUCCUUUUUAACUCUGUUUUCCCUCUUUGACUGUCGUUUACUUGCUUGUGUGUACAUAUGGCAGCAAGGUGCGCACAAUCGCUGUUUGCGCCUUGCGUCCUCCUCCUUCUGAUCUGUAUAAAAGUACAUGAUCCCAAUAUGGC